Messenger RNA from Cladocopium goreaui, 2474 nucleotides. NCBI's taxonomy places the organism in Eukaryota, Dinophyceae, Suessiales, Symbiodiniaceae. The record is from the annotation of a GenBank genome assembly.
CAGCUCUCAGGGGGGCGCGCUGGGCCAACCUCGGCCUGUUGGCCGCAUGGAGCGACCAGAAAAGGACAACUUUUGGGACCUGCAUCGAAGACUGGCGGAAUGCUAUAUGUCAGAGCUGGCGGUCUCCGGGAAGCCUCAUGGGCCACAUCCUCCAACUCUGGCUUCACCGGCCAUCCAGUUGCCGGGCCGUCAGCUUCCUCCAAUGGUUUCGUUAGCGUUCAGCGCCUUCAGUCGACCCAUUGGCCGUGCGAACCAAGUCGCCUCGAACGCCUCGCCCAGCGUAGCGGUGGUAGAUGUGAUGUCGCACUCCCCGCGGAACACGGAGGUAAUUGACCAACCGCCGGCCCCGAGUCACAGCUUGCGCAGUCAGGUCCAAGUGAUGAGUCACAAGAAGAGUAUGAACAGUGUGGCUGCCAGUAUGAACAGUGCCAGGCGUGGUGAAUCCUUCGAAUCCUUGGUCUCUGACGAGGAUGUGAAAGGCUUUCAGCAGGUGGUUCCACACGACGAGUCCGUGUCGACCGCCAAGGCGAAAGCCUCCUUACAUCAGCGACGAAGGAGCACAGUCGAGCAUCUUCUCAAUGCGCAAGGUGUAAGUGAUGAUGACCUGGCCAAAUCAGGUUCAGAAUUGGAUAUCACCAGGAUCGCAUUGAAGCCACAUGACUUUUGGUCCUCAUCACAAGGUCAGAAGGUUAUGUCGACAAAUCUGCGGCGCCUCAAUCAGGAGAGGAUGAUGUACAACGAAGGUGAUGACGGGCAACUUGACAGCGUGAUGCCCUUGGAAAGGAGUUGGAGCAUAAUCCACCCUGGCGGGAACUUUCGUUUGUUCUGGAAUGUCCUCGUGGCACUUUGUUUAGUCCAUGACUUGGUGGUGAUCCCGCUCUAUGUCUUUGAGCUCCAAGAUUCGGCCGUCUUGCUGGCCUUCGAGUGGUGCACACAACUCUUCUGGAAUUUUGAUAUCAUCUUGUCCAUGCACACUGGAUACUACUACAAAGGGCUACUGAUCAUGAGCGGCAAGAAGGUCUUUCGGAACUACAUGCGAACGUGGAUGCCGCUGGAUGUGACCUUGGUAUCACUGGAUUGGAUCUUUGUCAUUAUGGAAGUCGCUGGAGUGGCUUCAAUUGGCUCAGUGGCACAGCUCUCACGGACCAUCCGCUUCUUGCGCUUCUUGAGGUUGGUUCGAAUUCUGCGCUGGGUGAAGCUACGCCGAAUGGCUGAAAUGUUCCAAGAGCUGGUUCAGUCACAAUCUGCCGGCGUGGUCUUCAGUUUAGUCUUCGGAAUCGCCCGCUUGCUGAUCCUGAAUCAUCUGGUUGGAUGCGCCUGGUUUGGCCUAAGCCGAAUCCAGGGAGAUGACAACUGGGUCAGAAGCAAUAACUUGGAGGACGAAAGUCCCCUGCACAAAUAUUUGACUUGUAUGAACUGGGCCUUUGCCCAGUUGGGUGUCGGCUUAUCGGAUAUUACUCCGGCCACGACGCUGGAGACCUUCUUUUCGGUCAUCAUUGCCUUCAGGUCUUUGAUUACCUGCACCACAUUGAUCAGUCGGAUGACCUCGCUGAUGACCGCAUUGAUCAAGACCAAAGAAGACGAGGAGAAGGAGUUCCGUUUACUUCGCAGCUACUUAAUCUACAACGAGAUUCCGCACAGCUUGGGACAAAAAGUGACUCGAUUCCUUCAGCAUCAGUUCAACCUUCGAGUGCAAGCAAAAUCUGCAGAUGUACACGUGCCAUUGCUGGACUUGCUGUCGCAUCGACUGCAAGGUGAAUUGCAGUUUGCCAGGCAUCAGAAAUCACUGUACCAGUUGGAAUUUUUGGAUCACCUCAUGCACGAGAAGGACCUACAAAUUGUCCAUGCGAUGCAAGAACUGUCCACCAAUGCCAUCAUCAGUUUGCCUGUGGCUGCCCGGGACAUCAUCUUCCUCGGAGGAAACUUGGCCGCAAAGACCUAUUUGAUUCUGAGCGGCGAGUUCGUGUACUACCACGAGAAAGGGAAGGUGAUGUUGGACAAUGAUGCGGGCUGGAUUGCAGAGAUGUGCCUGUGGACGCCUUGGGUUUACCUCGGAGAUCUCUUGGCGCGAGAUGUGUCACGCAUCGUGUGUUUGGAUGCCGCCAUGUUUGGUCAAAUUUUGAGUCAGUGUGGACCAGCGCAGGAAUACGCCAAAGAGUACUCCCGGCAUUUUAUCCAAGGUAUGAGACGGAAGAGGUACUGGACGGAUUUGGUGUCUGACGAAGACAUUUCCAACAUGGAGGAGGACGACAGUAAUGUGAAUCACUUACCGACGCUCGGGAAGAGUAAGGCCAAGGUCACGCCAUGGUGGAGAUGGUGUUGGAGGUCGAAUGCCAUCGCUCCGGAGAAGCCGAACAACUAGGCGGCAGACUGAUUGAACUCACCGAGGGGCUCAUUGUUGAUUUCCUUCUGAGAUGCCAUGCAUUUGGCCCUUUGCAGUUGCCCCAUUCACGUAGACACCUGGUAUCCUGCCG